Funneliformis mosseae is the source of this 1536-nucleotide messenger RNA. NCBI's taxonomy places the organism in Eukaryota, Fungi, Glomeromycota, Glomeromycetes, Glomerales, Glomeraceae. The record is from the annotation of a GenBank genome assembly.
AUGGUUCGCCUUCCACGUCUAAAAUACAAAAACAACGACUCUACUCAAGGUAGCGGUGGAAUUUUGACUUAUGUGUAUAGGUGGAAAAUAACAAACUGGAGUGAGAUACGACCUUUUAUGGAACAUACUAGUCCGCCUUUUAGUGCUGACGGGUUACAAUGGGUCUUUAAGUUCUAUAAGGGACGACAGAAGAACCCGCAGGCUCUGUCAUUAUAUUUAGGGAUUUUAGAGACAACGCCAGGAUGUCUUCUUGGAAUUAGAAAAAAAGUCAGUAUAAUCUUUGUCCUGGAAAACUUGAGAACGAGAGGAAUGGAUUUUGGCAAAAUGGAGUUGCCUGUUUGGUUUUGUAAUAAACAUUCCACAUGGGGUGAAGAAAAUCUCAUGACAUUAGAUGAAAUGGACAGGUUCAUUAAUAAUGAUACAAUAUCCUUGUGUGUAAAAUUUGAGAUUCAAGAAUCUAUUUUAGAUUCACCACCAAAAAUUAGUAAUCCAUUUGAUAAACUAGUAAAUUCGCCACGUUUUUCAGAUGUCACGUUUUGUGUACUUGAUGAUAAUUCACGUGAGAAAUUAUUCUAUGCGCAUAAAGGAAUCUUAGCAAGUUCCUCUCCUGUAUUUGAAUCAAUGUUAACGAACGGGAAAGAGAAGGAUACAAUUAAAUUAUGUCAAACAAAUCAUUCCGCGUUCCUUGCUUUGUUAACAUUCAUAUAUACUUUUAAUGUAAAUAUUACAUCUUUAUGUGACGCGGAAGAUUUAUUGGCAUUAGCUGAUAAGUUUGAAAUUUUCCCUGUACGAGAGGAGUGUUUACGUUAUUUCCGUUUAGAAUUGAACGUUGAUAAUGUAUGGGGAAUUUGGGCGAUUGCCGAAAAAUAUUCUUGUGCUAAAACAUCAACAACUUGUCGUGAUUUUGUUGCAUCAAAUUUUGAAGAUCUUUUGGAGGAUCCAUCCACGUUACACGCAGAUCCAAAUAUUUUGCGGCUAGCACUCGACAAUGAUGAAGCAAAUGUGAAUUCCGAAGAGAAAAUUUAUGAAUUGGUUGUUCGUUGGGCAAAUUAUUCGUACUCUUCAGAUUCAGAUACAUCAUCGGCACGGAAUUCUACAAAUACUCGGGUCAAUGAUGAAGAUUUACCACCAUCUUCUUCAACAUCUGCAUCAAUGCCAUCAGAACUUCCAGAAAAUUUUGAAGAUGCUGUAGAUGAUAUUCAAUUAAUUGAGAAUGGAAUUGUAAAUAUUAAAAAUCUUUAUGAAUUAAAUAAUGAACAAUCGGAUAUACAAAACGAUGGCUCAAAUAACUUUCCCAAGCCUUGGUGUGGUGAUAGGUUUGCGGCACUUCCUUCCUUAUUAAAAUGUGUUCGAUUUCCUGUAAUGAAAAAACAAUAUAUUUUCGAAAAAGUUGAAGGAAAUCCUUUCAUAAUGGCAGCAGAUGGAAUGAAAGAUCUGGUAAUAGAAGCAUAUCGGCAUCUCUUGAUGCUUGAAGUUCCUAAUUCGGGUUCGAGUAGCAGAGUUAAACAUCGAAAACGUAAGAAAACCAUCGAUUAG